CUCCCUCCUCUCCUUCGGUCACUCGCAUUCGACAUCGAGGCGUUGGCAACACGGUUGUAAAACUAUAAUUCCACACUGCAUCUAUGGCACGACGAACUCCUCUGGACGAGUCGCCUCCGGAAGUAUGGCAGGAAAUCAUAUCCUACCUCCCGAAGGCCGACAUGCACAACUGUCGCCUCAUCUCGCACGCCUUUAGCGACCUCUCUACGCCCGUACUCUUCAGCUGUGUGACCAUAACCUUUGGUACCUAUGACCCCGCGAAAGGGUGGGGUUUGGACAUCUCCGUGUUAGACAAAGGGGAGGGUCGAGCUAUGGCGCAAGCGACGCAAUUUGAGCUUGCGGGUCUAUAUCUUCGAGGAUGAUGUGGCAAAUAAUCAGAUGUACAACGCAUCAACAGAUCGUCUUGCCGCCGCAAUGGGGGCGCUUCACCAGUUGCGCUCUCUUGUGUGGCUCAGUCAUCAUAUCCAUCCUUGCCCAGAGGUUGUCGAUGCCCUCGAGAACGGCUGUCCGCUACUUGGUGCCGUUUCUCUUCCGUCAAAGCACUCGCUUUCUACGACGAGCUGCAACACCCCCAUGUCAAACGUGCACACCAUACGACUAUCCUACCACGUUCUCACCGACAUUCCCCUGGCAUAUCUGCCAAGUCUAAGGCACCUGGACAUCACGCUCACGCAAUCCUGCAGCGGCCUAGAUACACUCCUGCGCCAGGUGCCGCAGCUGCAAUCGCUCUCAUUCUGUGACCGCACAUAUCAGCCGCAGGACGAGCUGUUCCGUGAUCUGGCAUCUGCGAUAGCGCGCUUAUCCUGUCUUACCACGCUCGGGCUCAAGGGUACGUCCUACAACGAUUGGGGCUCGUCCGCAAACAUUCAUCUGCGUUUCGCGCUGCUCUGCGAGGCUCUCCGACACUGUCCACAGCUACGCCGUUUUUACUGCGACUUUCAGAUCACCGCGGAGCGCCUUCCAGCGUUCCUGGACGUGACCGCUACUCUCAAGGACCUCGAUGUCUUCCAUCUGGAGUUAGACGAGCAGACGCUCGACGCUCCGCUCCUUCGAGAUCUCCAGCGUUGCCUGCCUGCGGGUCUCUCGGUGCUCUCCGUCUCGACAUUAGGGGCUUUCACCGCACGAAACGCUUUCAGAGAACUCCACAACCAUUUCAGGAACCUCAGCUUCCUCAAUGUCCAUGCGGACGAGUACAUAGAGAGAUUCGGGCACGAGGACUCAGAUGUGCUCGAGGACGCUAUGAUCGAGGACGCUAUGAUCGAUGGCGCCAAACGGCUGCAGUUGCUCGGCUGCAACAGCAGGUUUUACGAUGUCCAGUACCUCCUAUACGGAGAUGCUCGGGUCGCCGCCCUGCUCCCUUGGACCAUGGCUUUGCGGCACAUGGAGGACUCUGGGUGCGAGGGCUGGAACUGGUUGAUACAGCAGUCGAUGCUGUGA
Molecule: messenger RNA, 1437 nt
Organism: Fomitopsis serialis
Lineage: Eukaryota; Fungi; Basidiomycota; Agaricomycetes; Polyporales; Fomitopsidaceae
Exons: 5
Coding region: 379-1437 (352 amino acids)
Source: RefSeq, a predicted model, not a curated record